This is a messenger RNA of Vanessa atalanta (red admiral), 1392 nucleotides long. RefSeq names its product PCI domain-containing protein 2 (gene PCID2). Gene Ontology annotation, biological process: post-transcriptional tethering of RNA polymerase II gene DNA at nuclear periphery; transcription elongation by RNA polymerase II; poly(A)+ mRNA export from nucleus. NCBI's taxonomy places the organism in Eukaryota, Metazoa, Arthropoda, Insecta, Lepidoptera, Nymphalidae. The transcript is spliced from 3 exons. The record is from RefSeq and is a predicted model, not a curated record. Gene Ontology annotation, cellular component: transcription export complex 2. The coding region runs from base 170 to 1348 and encodes 392 amino acids. Gene Ontology annotation, molecular function: double-stranded DNA binding; RNA binding.
UCAACUAACGUUCUAACUUCUAACAAUUUUAGGUUCAUAAUAAAACUAUUGAAUUGAAAAGUCACAAAAGACAUAUUGCUACAGGGCCAAUCCUGUAAAUUUUUACUUUUUAAAGCUGGAGUCGCCUGAUGCUGAGUAUUAUUUCAUAUACAGAGCAAAAAGAACUACAAUGGCAACCGGCACUCUUAGCCAGUAUAUUCAGACGGUGGAGAGAAUGUUUAGACUCGGCGAAGGCAACGAGCUCGCGCGUCUUCUGUCCCUUAGGGAUGCGCAUGUUGUUAAUAGGAACCUUCGAUCCAGUGAUAUUGCUACCAUGGUUGAAGGCAACUGUGUAGCACCUCUUGAUGAGCUUAUUAUCUGCCAUUUACUAUGCGUCAAGGCCAUCUGUGAAAAGGAAUUCUUGGAAGCUUACAGUCAUCAAAGUCAAUGUGUUGUAACUAUUGUAAAAAUUCUGCAAAAUCAAAAGGAACAAAACUGGUGUCUUCCUUUAAUGUACACUGUGUGUUUGGAUUUAAGACUGGUCGCUCAAAAAGCUGAGACAGCCCAAAGUAAUGGUAAGAUUUUGGAAAAAGCUGCCGAGAGCUUGCUAUCCUGUUUCAGAGUAUGUGCAGCUGACAACAGAACAUCAGAUGAUGAUACAAAACGACUCGGCAUGUUGUAUCUUGUCAAUCAACUUUUAAAAGUUUAUUUCCGCAUUAAUAAACUACAUUUGUGUAAACCACUCAUAAGAGCAAUUGACUCUUCACCUCUUUGGUACCAGUUUCCAUUGGCACAGCAAAUUACAUACAGAUACUUUGUAGGACGCAAAGCGAUGUUUGAUUCUGAUUACAGAAUGGCAGAUGAAUAUUUAUCUUUUGCUUUCCAAUUAUGUCAUCGAAAAAGUCAUAAGAAUAAAAGACUUAUAUUAACAUACCUAAUACCAGUUAAAAUGUUACUAGGCUAUAUGCCAACUAGGGCUCUACUUCAGAAGUAUGAUCUCCUACAGUUCUGGGAUUUGACAUCUGUUGUAAAGAAUGGUGACUUGAGAGGCAUAGAUAGAAUAAUGGAGAUGCAUGAAAAUUUUUUCAUCAGUGCUGGUAUUUAUUUGAUUGUUGAGAAAUUGAAAAUAAUUGCAUACAGGAAUCUCUUCAGAAAAGUAUUUUUAGCUGAAAAUACACAUCAGAUUGAAAUAGCCAGUUUCCAAGCGGCAUUACAAAUAAGUGGGCAAGAGGAUGUGGACUCCGACGAAACACUAUGCAUUGUCGCCAAUUUGAUCUUUCUAGGUAUGAUCAAAGGUUAUAUGUCAUAUCAACACAAAAAAGUCGUUGUUAGCAAGCAAAAUGCAUUCCCGCCUUUACCGACUUUGUAAUUAUUUGUGUCCAAUAAAUGUUAAAUUUAUUUUUUAAAUAUUUA